AGGCGGUGGCGCUCUAAGCCUUCAUUCCUGUCAGGGCUUUGGCAGCUUGCAGCAUUUGACCGGUUAAUUUCCGAGACAACUGAGAAGGCAAGAAAAACACUGAAAGCAUGGCUGAGACCCCUGAGGAGCAGCCGAGUACUGGGGUCUUGGGACGUAUUGGGAGCUGGUUUUCUCCCUGGACGGGAAAGGGUCCAAAGAGCCCAACUGGAAAUUCCUCCCCAACUAGUGAGGAGUCUGUGAGACCCCAGGCAGGGCAACAACAGUGGGAGGGGGAGAAAGAAGAGAGCUCCAAUCUCAAUCCACUGGGUCUCUCCAGAGACAUUUUACUGUGUGAAGAGGAGAACGCCACGCAGUCUGCCCACAGACGCAGCUCUGCCUACAGACGCAGCUCUGCUCUGAGCAGCACUGAGACAGCAGAGAGACGUCAUCAAAAAGAGGAGGAGUUUGUGGAGGGCAGGAAGAAGAGAACAGGACAGGGCAAAGGCAGGGAGGAGAGGAGCAACGGUACUUCAGUGAGCGGGAAUCUUGAGAAGAAUGCCAGUCAUCUGACACAUCUCUCUUCGUUUCCUAAACAGGGAGUGGUAUGGGACUCUGACCAGGCCCACACCCAUCCUCAGGCCCAGGCAGGCAAAAGGAUCCAUGUGUACCUGGAGGAGACUAGUGUGAUUCACCAAGGCAUCUGUGCUGGACAGGAAGUUGUCUGCACCGAAGUCACGAAAAGCCUUCAGGUCCUCCCCAAGGCAAAGUCACCACCAGAUUUUCAUUUGUCAAAAAUCUCAAGUUCAGCAAGUGCAGAGAAACAAAGGACCAGUUACAGUGCUCCAGUGGGUGUGCCAUUCAAAUUAAGCAAAGACUCACAGUUAGAGCCUGAACCUGAUAAAGAGCAAACAGAGCCAGACAGCAUGGUACGUAAAAACGCAGCCAGGAGGAAACACAGGAAGAACUCUCAAGGAGAUGGAGGGACUAGCCCCCAGGAAAAAAUCCCUCCCAGUACUCCACCUGCCCUAGAGGAAUUAACUUCACCAUCUAACGCAGUGAAGAGUCCCCAGGGCAAAAGUCCAGAAACUCCCACAGGAGAGUCAUCGGUAAACCCCUCCCCCAAGUACAAUGUCAGCUCUCAGGCCUCACCUGAAGGAGGGGAAAGUAAGAGUUGGUGCCCUGAUACAUUCAGACAGGACUCAAACUCUGUCGUUGCAGACACUCAGGCAUGUGUGUUUGGCUGGGAUGCAGACAUGGAGGACGAUGACAGCUUUUACCAAGUAGAGAGAAAGACAGAGACACCAGAGUCUAAACGUUUGAGCAUGAAGGUUUCUAGAAGUGAGGUGAAGCUUUUUACAAAAAAUGUGCACUUAAAGCCAAGGGAAAGGCCAGCACAAGACAAACUGGAUUUUAAGUCAACAUUAAAGGACACUAAAAAUGAAGAAGAGGAUAAGCCCAAAACAGGAACUGAUGCAAGAAUACAUGACCAACUGAAAACCAACAAGGAUCCCAAACCAGCUUUUGGCCAGGUUGCAGAUAGAAUCAGCCUCUUUGAACAGCCGAAGGUGGUGGGGGGCCACAAACAGACCUUCGAAACCUCGAGGAGCGUUGAUGUCUCUCCAGUCAGGAAAGCUACUGACAAGCUGAAAGCAGAUUUUAUGUUGUCAGACCAGAGAUCAAGAUCAGCUGAGCAUUAUUGCACAAUUAGGUCCAGCUCUGCAUCACCUGUCAGGGAGAAAGCGGUGUUGAUCAAAGAGCAAGCAAGGAACUUUACAGAAGCAUCUGUACCACAGGCUAAGCCAGCACUGCCUCAAAAGCCAGCCAUGGUAGGAAUGUCUCAGAAAUCCACCUCAUCUGUGGCAGGCGGUGUGUCACAGUCAACAAAACUGGACAGUCAGGACAAACUGGAUACUAAAGAGCACAUACAGGCAACAGCAGUGUCAGUGAUGACAGUAAAACCAGACGGACAAGAUCCCACUGCUCUAGGGGUAAACAUGUCCGUUCAUAAAGAACAACCAAGUGACUCCAAAACAACCAAAACAGAGGCCUCGAAAACUGCAGAUCACAGUACAAAACCCAUCAGGGUUGAAUCAAAUGUUCCAGUUAAAGGAACAGGAGAUUCUUCAGCAUUGACCAUUAAAAUCAUUCCAGAGGUCAAAGGCCCUAGCAGGACAGGCGCCCGGUCUAAAAGAAGGAAGAGCAGAGAGCCCACCAGUCCCCUCAGCCCAAACAGCGAAACGAAACCUGCAAGCAAGCCAGAGGUCUCUGAUUUGAAACAAGACCAAGUGGACGGUGCAGAGGAAACUGUCUCUCCCUCCAAACAACUCACAGAGAAGCUCUCAUUACCCUCUGAUAAAGCCCAAAGAAUCACUUCAGAGGCAAAUCAGACUGAGAAGGAAUACAAAGAAAAAGCACAAUCAGCAGAUACAAAAGAGAAAACACUUACAAAGGAACUGAAGGUGUUAGACAAAGAGGAAAACAAGACAGAUUCUUCAUUUAAGAAGGAGAACACUGGCAAACCGGUCAACAGACAGGAGGGAUUGCCUGUCAUCAAAGAUGAACCUGAUAGUGCUGCUUGUAACAGCGGAACAAAGAAGCCUGUUAUUUUACCCAAAAAGAGGGAAAAGACAGUUGGACACAGUCUCAUAUUCACACAGGAGAGAGAACUGGCCUCUGAGGAGAGCAAAGAACCUUCAGUCUCCUCCCCCUCACCUGCAGUUAGACUUAUUGAGAAGACUCCUUCAGUGGAGCAGAAAUUACCCAUUGAACAUCCAAAAUUAGAUAAAGAACCAAAAAGUAAAGGAAAAGUUAGCCUACCCAAUAAAAAAGACACUGAGCAAACACUGCAACCCCAGAACAAGGACUCAGAAGUAACAAAUCGGGCUGAGAAUAAAGGUGUGGGGAACUUAGAAAAGGUGGUGAGUGAAAAACCAAAUCAGACUGAGAAGGAAGACAAAGAAAAACCACAGCAGCUCCUGUCUUCAGAUAAAAAUACCACAAAGGGCAAGGUUUCAGACACAGGACAAGGUGUCUCAGCGACAGAGGGGAGCGUAGGUAAGGAAGAUGAAAGGAAAAAUGCUAUAAAAAAAGGGGAGACGCAGCCCAUUAAAGAUAAAACAAAACCAGAAGCCGACCAACCAAAACCGGUCUCUCACUUGUUAGCAAAGACCACUGGAUCAUCAGAUGUCCCUGCUCAAACACAGCAUGUCAGUCAAACAGGAGCUACACAUCCAGAAAAAGCUGCUAUAUGUGCCAUCACCCAGACUAAUGAGGCCGUGAAUGGGACCGAGGAUAAUAAAAGGCCUUUGAAGGGAGAAACUGCAACAAAUGUGCCUCCUGAGGCGAAAACAAACUCUACAGAAAUCACUGGAACAAAAAUAAAGCCAGUGGUGAUUUCAGCAGAACCACAGCCUAUUUCUGCAUCAGUGGAAAAAAGGGAGAAUUCACUGGAUGACACACAUACACAUGGAGCUAAUGAGGUUGAGUUCUCAAGCUCAAAGCUUAUUACCAAAGCAGCUCCAGCCGCUGAGGAAGUGACUGUAAAAGCUGCUAAUGGCGCUCCAGUGUUGACAACUGCACAGGCUGAAAAUGUGGCAAAGAAAAAAUUGUCUCUUAAAAAGCCUGCUCCUAUACCCAUCUCUAAAUCUGUGAGCAGUGAGAGAGUAGGGCAGGAUGAUGGGCAAAAAAGCUCAACUGUCAAAUCUGUGCCCUCAGAAGUCAAAACUGAAGAUGUAAUUAAAGCAGCUCCGAGCCGGUCGCAGUGUGAGGAGUCUAAAAAACCAAAGGGCAUAGGAAAAAUAGCACAGAGCCCUACUGACAGCAGUGCUUCUAAAUCCACGGUUAAUGUGACACAGAAAAGAAGUGAGGAAACAUUCAGUCUAUCAGCGAAUGAACUUUCACCUGCUGCUAAUAGUGAUACCUCCCUACAUCCACUUGUCCCAAUCAAAAAAGAACUGGUCAGUAACAAGCCAAGUCAAGUUCCAAAAUCAGCAGCUUCCCCAGAGGCUAAUAGACCCAUCCCAGAGUCAAUCCAGCCUUCAUCCAUGAAGAGGCUCCAGUUGCCACUGGGGCUAUGUAAGGAUGACUCUGCACAACAGCAAGACGCCCCCUCUAGCUGGCUAGAUGUAGACUUUCCCAAAUGGAAGCUUAAAGUUUCAGAGCCCAAAUUAAGCUCUUCUGGAAGUGAGAGCAAUCUUCUGGACACCACUGGCGAGCUAGAUGAUGAUGAUUUCGUUGAGAAAAUCAAAAAACUAUGCGCCCCCUUCUCCCUCCCGCCACGUAAACACAGCCAGCUUCGGCCACCUCAGCCCCCCUUUGCCUUGCCGGCCAUCAGGGAGGCCCGUUUUGAGAAGACGUUUGACCCAGAGGAGUUUCAGUUUGGCUUGAGAAAGAAGAAUCAGUUCGCUUUAGAUACAGGCCCGAGCCUCUUAGCCAAGCUCCAGAGCGUAGAAACUAAAUCUGGCUUAAUACCAACCAGGGCUAGUUUGUCAGAUAGAAGCAUGCUGCUUGGUAGCCUCGACACUCACUCUCAGCUCAGGGAUAACUCCCCUGUCAAGGAUGAGGAGGAGGUUAAUGAAGAGAAAGACGAUCGGAUCAAGGUGAAGUCUCGCUUAGAGGGGAGCUGUGUCCUAAGCAGCCUCACCUCCUCUAGCUACAGAGGGAAGAAGAAUGGAGUGCAGGCAGAAUGCACCAGCCCUGGGGACAUGUCCCCUAGUGAAGCCCCUCAGCUAACGCCAUCACCUUUAUCCCAGCCACCCCUGCCAAGCACGACUGCCACAACUCCAAACAAAGACAUACUGUCCAAACAGAGCCCUGCUCCUAGCGACAAGGGGGAAGCCCAGACUGCAGAGGCUGUGGUCAGUGAGUCAGGUACUCCACUUCCUUCCUUCAACGACAUCAAGCUGCCGGACUAUUUUGAGAAGUACCUCCCCCGAGAACCAGCGAAACCAGUGCAGAGCAUAAUAGGACAGGAACAAGUCAAAAAAGAGGACACUGGAAAAAUGACAAGUUCAUUCCAAAGAGGGGAAUCAGAUGUGUACUUAAAACCAGGUCUCCUGCUGCCUAAUGCUGUGCCUCCUUGUUUUCCUGGGAUUCCUCCAACCACACACCCUACACUCCCUGAGCUUAAGCAGGCUCCAGCUCAGCCACAGGGCACAGUUAGUAAGAGUAUAAGAACUGUCAGAGGAUUUCACAAGCGCCCUGGAAAGAUGGUGUUGUUUGAGAAGGCUCAGUUCAGUGGCCAGUCUUGUGAGAUUUACAGGGAUGUUGCAGAUGCUACUUCUCUGAAGCUCUCCCCUCUCAUAUCUGUGAAAGUUAUUAGAGGAUGCUGGAUUCUUUAUGAGAAGCCUGACUAUCAGGGACGCUCUAUCGCCUUGGAAGAAGGUGGCAUUGAAUUGACAAAUGUGUGGGCAGAGUCUGGGCUGGAAACAGAACCACACAACAGCCCACCAAUGCUGAUCGGCUCUAUUCGACUUGUUGUUAGAGAUUACAGCAUCCCCCAUAUCGAUCUGUUUACUGAACCAGAGGGGCACGGCAGAGUGACACCUUACCAUGAUGACACAAUAGAGACAGGCUCAUUUGGCAUCCCACUGAGCACUGCCUCCAUCCAAGUGCACUCUGGGGUGUGGCUGGUGUUCAGUGACCCAGGGUUCCAGGGUAUGUUGUCUGUGCUAGAGGCAGGCGUGUACCCUUUACCUGAGACCUGGGGCUUCCCUUCACCCUUCGUGGGAUCUCUUAGACCACUUAAAAUGGGUGGUUUCAAAGUGGAGAAUCCCAGUGACGCCAAGGCUGCCGUGUAUGAGAAGCCUUGUUUUGAGGGCCCUUGUUUGGAAAUCAACAGUGAAAUGUUCAGCUUAUAUGAAGGUGAACAUGACAGUGCCACAGAUGGAGCAAACUCAAAGGAACUGAAGUCAGUGGGUUCUUUAAAGAUCAUUGGAGGACUCUGGGUAGGUUACAGCCAGCCUGGGUUUGAGGGCCAGCAGUACAUCUUGGAGGAAGGAGAGUACCUGGACUGCAGUGACUGGGGGGGCUCACAGCUCCUGUCGCUGCGACCAGUACUGGCUGAUUUUAUGUCUCCACACCUCAAGAUGUUCGCUGACAGAGAUUUCGGCAGACUGGGAGUCAACAUCGACCUCACAGGACCUGUUAUUAACAUGGAUGAUACUGACUAUGGCAUAAAGACGCACUCUGUUGAUGUCAUCGGUGGCGUCUGGGUUGUGUUUGAAGAGCCGGGCUUUUGUGGUGAGUCAUACAUCCUGGAGAAGGGCCUGUAUGGAAGCCCAGAGGACUGGGGGUCUUUACAGCCCAGAGUUGCCUCAGCGAUGCCAGUCAUGCUGGACGAUUUUGAGAAUGCAGCCAAGUUUAAGGUGCAGCUUUUCUCUGAGCCUGGUUUUCAAGGUUCUGUCCUCAUUCUGGAGGACAGCGUGGCCUCCCUGCAGGGCGGUUUCUCUGUGGCCUCCUGUAAGGUUCUAGCUGGCAGCUGGAUGGCAUUUGAGGGCUUGGACUUCACUGGCAGGAUGUAUGUUUUAGAAGUGGGGAGCUACCCAGAUCUGAGAGCAAUGGGCUGUGUUAAUGCGAGCCCCUCCAUCUUGUCACUACAGACUGUUGGCUUUGAGUUCUCACUGCCAUCCAUCACGCUUUUCGAGCGCUGUGGUCUGCGGGGAAAGAGGGUAGUUCUGUCAGACGGAUCAGUCAACCUUCAGCUGGCUUGUGGCUGUAGCAGAGUCCAGUCCAUGCUGGUGGAAGGAGGCAUGUGGGUAUUAUAUGAGGGAAUCAACUAUCGGGGUGCUCAGAUUUUACUGAAACCUGGUGACAUUCCAGAUUGGCCCAAGUUCAGCAGUUGGAAGAAAAUUGGGUCCCUCCGGCCUCUUAUACAGAAGCAAGUGCACUUCCGUUUAAGAAACAGACAGACGGGCCUCAUGAUGUCAGUGACUGGCACUUUGGAUGAUGUCAAACUGCUGCGGAUCCAAGAAACAGAGGAGACCGAUGGAUUUGAGCAGAUCUGGUUCUACCACAAUGGACAUCUCCAUUGCAAGCUGUUGGAGGACUGUUGCCUGAGCCCCAGUGGUAGUGUAACAAUGGCAGGAAGCCGCGUCGGCCUCACCCCGGAGCCAGGUAUCCACCUCUGGAGUAUUACCCCUGAGGGCUUUAUCCGCUACUCCCCCACCACUGAUCUGGUCCUAGAUGUCAAAGGGGGGGUACACUACGACAAAAACCAAGUGAUUCUGAACACACUUGAUCCAAAUAAACCCCAACAACAGUGGCAAGUGGAAAUUAUCUGAAAACACACAAACUGAAUUGGAAACCUAAUAUCAUCAGAGGUACAGGUCUCUAGAGGUUUUAUUAUACAGCUGCAUAACAAGCGCUCAAGGACGAGGUACGUCACUGAAGGUGCAGGAGAACUACAAUAAAGGUCCAGUGGAGAUCUAUGGGUCAAUCCAUAAGAAUGUACGACUACUCACUGAAUAUACAAGUGGAGUCUGAACUUGAAAUACUUUCACAUUCCUAUUAAUAUAUGCAAAGGUUUAUAUUUUCUCUCAUUGAAUAAAUCUGUUUUCCUGAUGUAAUUAACUUAAACAGUAUUAACA
This is a messenger RNA of Monopterus albus (swamp eel), 7565 nucleotides long. RefSeq names its product absent in melanoma 1 protein-like. The record is from RefSeq and is a predicted model, not a curated record. The coding region runs from base 108 to 7259 and encodes 2383 amino acids. NCBI's taxonomy places the organism in Eukaryota, Metazoa, Chordata, Actinopteri, Synbranchiformes, Synbranchidae. The transcript has 22 exons.